AUUCCCUUUCCCGGGCCCGUUUCUCCUCCCCCCCCAGCCGCCUCCGUCGCCAUCGGGGAGGGAAGGGGGGGCGGCGUGUGAGUGUGGUUUCCAUGGAAACGGGGAGCGGGCCUUGGACCGCGGCCCUUUUCUCUCCCUACCUGACCCCCCCCGUCCUUCCUUCGCGGUAAGGUCCCGUCCAGGACAGGAUGGUGACAGCAGGGCCGCUUCUGCUCCGGCCCCGACGGCGAGGGAGGAAGCGAUCGUCGCUUCAGGCUAGCAGGCAGAUUAUUUCACUUUCUGUUCUCAGGAAAGGGUGCUUGGGCUUACCCCCACUACUUCGACCACCGCCACCCUCCUCUUCCUCACACACUCUCUUUCCAUUUCUCCUAUGCUUCCAUCGACGGGGCGGACAGAGGGGGUCGACACCCUUUUCGCUCUGGCCUCUGGAGGCGGAUACGGUGGUCUGCGCGAGUCUCUGCGCAUCUAGGGCGUGCGGUGAUCCUUCGGCAUGGGAAGCCUGAGCUGCACCACCCCGUCUAAAUUCUGGGCUUCAUUUUUUGAGCGAGGAGGGGGAAUUAUUCAGCGGCUACGGACUCCGGGCGCACGUUGCGGGGCAAUCCGCCGAUAGUAGAGACCUGAUAAUGGCAUAUACACUUCUGAAUGGCAGAGACUCAAGCUUGGUUGGUCCCUCCCGUCUGCUUCCUUCCAGGCGUCUUGGGUUGCUGUUUUCCGCCGCCGCCGCCGCCGCCGCCUCCCUCUUUCUUUCCCUUACCCCGCUCCCUCCCUCCAGCAAGAGACAAGGGCGAUGCCCGUGACGGUCCCGAAGGGACGGGCAGCCUAGCUCGUGGCGCGCGGGGGGAAAGGAGAGGAACGCGUCGCGGCUGCGAGCUAAACUCGAAGGAGUAACCAAAUGUUAGACGGUCGUUAAGCAGAGAUGGGCUGCUGAAGGCGGAAAGGAGGCGACCCGUUCUCCCGGAGGUUGAUUUCUCUGAGUCUUGGUAGAGUGUGUGUCCGCAGGAGGGGAAGAGAACAUAAGCUUGUUUUCAGGAAGAGGGGGACAACUUUUGCCCUAUUUGGAAGAGUGGGAAGUAUUGGUUGGCAUCUUUGCAGUGUAACUGGCCAGCCCUUUUGGAAUGGCCUGCCCUUUAAAAUCAGAUGUCUUGGUGGGAGGGUGGCUUGAGAAUGCUUGCAAAGCACAAGAGGUGUCUGUGUUGGUGAGGAGGAUAGAGUUAGGGCUUUGCAUGCUAUCCCAGUUUGCCUUGCCUUGCCUUGUCCAGGUAACACAUGAGCAACACCCCCCCCCCUCCAAUUUGUUGUAACCAUGGCUCUGCCUCCAGGUUGGCCCCACAAAUGGCAGCCCCUGGAGCUAGUCGUUGUGCGUGUUUACUGUCCUGUAGUUCUCAGCCUGCCAAGAAAAUCGGAGCCUGGCAGUGGCAGCAGGAAAGAGUGAAGGGAUGGGACGUUUUUUGAAGCUGAAAUGGGGAUGAAGGGCGAUUUGCGGGGUGGGGGUGGGAAGAUGUGCUGCAGGCAUCGCGUCAUCAGCUGGACAAUGUGUGUGCGCUUGGGGUCUGGAGGAGGCUUUUCCCAGGCUUGGUAGCUUGUCUUCGUGUUUUUUAGAAAUGUGAUGUUAAUCUGCAGCUGCGACGGUGAGGCUUCCCUUGCCAGGCUGCAGUGAGCAAGCGAGUGAUGGUUCUCUCUGUGCCAUUGCACAGUGUGAGUAAGAGAGAGGCUUUACCUGGGGAGAUGGUUGCAAAGUUUGCAAGUGCCUGGCUUCGGUGGAGAUGCAUUAUUGUCUUUGCAUGCUUAGGAGUGCAUUGUCCUGGCCGUGCACGCUUAAGAAAAGGGAAUGUGUAGGUGUGCAGGCAAAGAUUGCUUUCACAGUCAUUCUGUAUACAUACUCACAAGCAGAGUGUGAGGGAGUGGAGCUGGUUUUAAAUGGGGAGAAAGAGGCAUUCUGUACACUCUCAGAAAUGUUGUGUGCUUAAUUGCAGGUUGCCAGUGCUGAGUCCUUGCUUCACUUAAGUUCUCAACGUCCAGAUUUCCAGGUCGUUAAAAGGUGCAGCAUAAGUAAAUAGGGUAACUUUAUCUUUUCUAUAUUGCCAAAGUUUUGGCAACUUUUCCUACGUGAUGGUUGCUGUUUUUCAUGGGGUGGGGGCUGGAAAGUAUAUUUAAAAAGAAAAAUGUCAUAUAUGGAAUUCAAUUCAGGAGCAUACUUGUUUAUGUACCAAGUGUCCGUCAAAGGCUAACUUAAAGAGAUUGCAGGUUGGGAAUAAACUUCUUUCUUCAUCUGGAGUGCUGACCUGAAAACACAAGAGCUAUAAGAAAUGUUGUUAAUCCGUCUGGCCUUUAACUGUUGACGGAGCUCAUUUCCUUUUGGCCUUUGUCUCUGCAAGCACCAGCAGAGAUGUCAAUUUUGACUUUUUGUGGUAGCCACUGAAGCUCUCAAAGCUGUACAAGCCGUUGGCUUUACAGUAUACAUAUGUAUGUUGUAAAUUUUGCCCUGAUUCUUAGUAAAUACCGUAUGUUCCAACAACAUCUAAAGCUUUAUUCAGACAUUGGUCUUUCCUCUGUGGCAGAGGUGGGAAGCUUGUGGCCCACCAGAACAUACUGGACUACAACUCCCAUCAUCCCUGACCAUUGCCCAUGCUGGCUGGGGGUGAUGGGAGCUAGAGUUCAGCAACAUCUGGAGGGCCAUAGGUUCUCCUGUUUCUGCUCUGUAGUCUUUUGGGAUGGAGGAGGAAUUCAAUCAGUCAGAUUUUUUUUGUGUGUUUUUUGUGUUUGUUUUUUUGCAAUGUAUUGACCCAGUUCAACAGUCCUAAACUUGUCUGUGGAUUGGAACACAAGUCCUCAUUAGAGAAUGCAUUUAACUGGAUUUUGCAAUGAAGUUUUAGUGCGCAAAAAGAGCACAGACAAAUGUUGUUGAUUGUUAAAGCACAUGUAAAAUGUAUCUUUUGUGGUAAAUACUGUUCUGUUGUGAACAAAGUGCCCUUAGGAAAACCGCUGUGUUUGCUUUCCCACCCAUCCUGGAUCAUAAUAUUGACCUAACUUACAGGAUUGUUGUAUGAGUUAUUGAAAUAAUGUAUCUUAAGUGCUUUGAGCCUCUUAAAGCACAAACCUGAAUUAUUAUUAGUAUUCCUAUCCUGUCCAUUGCUACCUAUUGCAACCUGUGAUUUGAGCUUUCUGGAUCAUUGGGUGUAAAAUUUAAAUGGCCCACUUGGAAGUGAUGGGAAAGACAUAAAAAAGGAGGCUAGAAUAUCUCCCAAGGACAGCAGGAAAGCUGCGUUUUGUUGUCCAAAACCAGAGCGGGUGUUGAUAUCUGUGAAUGGUGUGUUAUGGCUAGAAAAGCUUGUGUUGUCAUUCUUCAGAUAAAAUAGUGUUUGAUCAUUUUGGGUAUGCAUUUGGGGUAUGCAGUAGGAGGAGAAGGAACUAGGGGAACAAUAAGUUUAGCUAUUUGGCUAAAGUAAGACAACACAUGUAUUCAAGGCAACAUGCGGUUUGAAACUUUACUGCUGGAGUUUUUGUGUCCUGCUAUUUCUUUGGGGAUUUUAUUUUGCAGAAAUAAGCCCUCCUUUUACAAAUGCAUAAACUGUAAAACAAUUUCUCUGGACGCUUCUUUUUGUCCGCCUCCUUUAGAUUUUCAUCCUUUUUGAUAUUUUCCCCCCUUCUUUCUUUUCCAUCUGUCCUAGGAGAGAUUUUCAGGGCAUCUUAGGCAAGAACACCCAGUCUUUUGCCUUGUCCCACUUUUGCCCUUUCCUCUCUGCUAGGACUAAGCUAAUCACUUCUAUUCAAGAGACUUCCUUGCUGUUCCAGGCAGUAGCAUUGUAAAGUCCCUUCAUCUGUUUGGUACCCUUCAGAAUAUGUCUGGACCCUUCAGCAGAAAAUUCAGAUCAUGAUAUCAGGAUGAAAUAUAUGUUCUGCAGAAAACAGAUCUGGGCAGGAUCUAUGCAAAGUUAGGGGUAUCAGACAUCAUUUCUACUGAGGACAAAGCAAAAAGCAAUGGGUUUGAAUCCAGACUUUGGAAAUACAUAAAAUUUUCAAGCACCAGCAUUUAUAUAACAUUGGAGUCCUGUGCACCCUAUUUUGUAUAAUUAUGUGCUAGAAUCCAACUUCUGCCAUUUCCCUAGCUUUGUAGUGAACUUCCAUGACAGAUGUAGACUAAAAUUAUUUAAGAAGUUUGGAGAGCAGUUAUGCAAUGGAGUUAACUUCCUGUCUUUCUUGGAUGUCAUCUAAGAGAUCUUGUCUCCUAGGGUAGGAGGUUAUUUAUUGUUACCAUCAAUCAUGUUUGUAUCCUGCUCUUUCUAGGAUGAGUUAUGGGCAAUAUACAUGAGGGUUAUCAUAGUUUAUUCUCACAACAGCCCUGUCAGGUAGCACAGACUGAGGGUGAGUGACUAAGCCAAGGUCCUGCAGUGAGCUUCAUGACUUAACAAGGACUCAGACAAGGGUUUUCCAGGUCCACGUUGACACUUGUACCAACUACAUUUGACUGAGAUUACACUGAGAUUGUAUUAGAUGACCCACUGAGUUCCAUCCAGGGUUGGAAUUCCUUUUCGCGUGUUUAUUUUGAAGACCAAGAAAUGUGCUGCUGUGGCUCAUCUCUUGCACAGGACCAGGGCAUUUUCCCUUGAGGAACUGCUUCUGUUCUGAAAGGGUAUUGCAGUCACCAUCACCCCCAUCCCUCCUGAAAAACACUGAUGGAACCAUAUUGUUGUUGGGAAAUUUUAAAUUCUUUGCUCAGCUGGGUAAGGGAUUGCUAUUUAGAGUGCUGUCUGGAAUGUGGUUGUGUGAGUGCAAUGGAUAGCGCUCAUGACUUCACUGAUGAGGAACGUUGUGGAAAUUGUUUCAUUCGGUUGUGUACUUUCUGAUGUUUUGUUUAUUGUUUAUGGCUACUUUUGCAAAUAUGUAAUAUUUUUCAUGUUGUAAGCUGCCUUGAGUAUGGUUUUAACUAUGGAAAGCCUAGUGGUCCUUAAUUGUAAUGCUGCAGCCUGCAAGAGGCCCCCUGAAAUUGACCAGGUUGAAGAGGACAAAAAUCUAGAGAAGUCCUUUUGUUUGUUUGAGCAAUUCUCCUACCACCUGUUCAGAUGGACGAUCAAGGUGUUCCUCCAGACUAUCUUGAGGAUAGUUUCUCUCGGUUCCAACACACACUCUCUCUUGCAUCUUUCCUGACCAUUAGGAAGGGGUGUGUGAGCACAGUUGCAGACCUCUCCUCCCACCCGUAAGGUUUUGACUAGCUAUUACUCUAUUGCCAUUGCAUGAGAACUUUGGAACAUAAGAAGCUGCCUUAUACAGUAAAAUGAAGCAUGGCAGCCCCCUAUUUAUGCAACUCUAUCCUGAGUAUCGUCGGAUCGUCCACCAUUUUGGUCACAUUCAGGCAAAAUUUAAAAACUCACUAAUCUGUCCUGCGUUUGGGCUGGGCUGGGGACCAAAGGAUGUUGGGUCUAUCUGGUACUGUUUACUGUACUGAUAGGCAGUUGUGUCAUACAGUUCUUUUCAUGUUAUGUUGUUAGUCACCCUGUGCUCCUCUUUGGGAUGAAGGGCAGGUUACAAGAACUAUUGAUGAAUGAGUAGCAGGCCAUAUCCUGACUGGUAGCAGCUCUCCAGGAUUUGGGGCAGGGCUCUUUCCCAGCCCUACUUGAGGAUGCCAGAGAUUGGACCUGGGAGCUUUCACAUACAAAGCACGGUGCUCCUCUGCUGAUCCACAGCCCCUCCCUGACUUGCAGGACUAACCCCUGCAAAAGCAUAAAUGGCAUACACAGUUGUGCUUUGAAUUGAUUCUGUGGGUAAGCUACCAAAAUCCCUUCCAUGCUUCCAGCAUGAACCUCAACAUCCUGGACCAAGUGCAGCACUCCCAAGCGAUGAUCAUUCCGGUAUUAUCGAGUGUGUUACUUCUUGAAUAACUCUGCAAUGAAACAGGAAAACAGCAAGCAUUUCUGCAUGGGUUCCGAAUUGAUCUCUGGCAAUUGGAACAGGCUUCUGAAAAAGGCAGCUGAGGCAGGGGAAUGGAGAGAACAGGAGAAGUUGGAGGCAGCUUUCCCCUUUCUCAUGAGAGCUAUGUUCAAAACUCCAUUGCUAAGGUGUUUACUAAAUUUGGAAGACCCUACAGAUUGCAGCAUCCUCUUCACAGUUAGCCUCAACUGUGCUGAAAGCAGGGCAACUUCCAAGUAAACAUUUGUAGGCUUGAGCUGUUUUCCUGGUGCCUCUGUUUUGUUGUAAUGGUUCACUGUAGAUUGGCAGAGAGAGAGAGCUUUGGGUCCUGCUCAUCUGCCAGGCUACACAAGAUGACAUUGUAGGACCCCAAGAGGUGUACAUGGCUAGCUUCCUGCUGAGGGAGUGGGAUACUGAGGAUUGGGAAAGAAGGUGCUUGCUGCUUCUCAAGGCUCCUGACUCCAUCAGGGUGGCUUCUCAGCGGGCUUGGUCGAGGGCACUUCUGCAAAUUCCUUUGUGGAAUUCUCUCACUUGGCACCUCCCUACGUGCUGCCUGCCCAGAAGGGAACUCCUCGUAGUUCCUUGGGAACUUGCACUUGUACUGCCUAGCUUGGAGUGUGUGUUUCUAUGUAUGUGCGUCCGUCUCUCUCUCUCUCUCUCUCUCUCUCUUCCCCUCUACCCAAUUUUCAAUCCCUGGGUUUUGUUCCUGUGGUUGCGAGGGAUUCCUGCUCUCCCCUUUUCUCUGUUCCCUGGGAAUGGUUCUGUCUGGCUCCCGUCCCACAUCCUCCCUGGGAAUAACAAAAAAAGAAUGCACUCAACAAUGUCCGUUUCUGUUGCUGCAUCCUUCAAGGGGCCUUCGUGCCUCUGCCGUUGACCCCCAUCCUUCCUUGCACUUUCAGCAAACGCACGGCUGCUCGUGCAGCCUUGGCCUCUGCUUUUGGCAUCUUUCAUCUGCGGAGAUCCUGUCCCAUCUGUGCUCUCUGCUUCUCCCCCAGUGCCGCCUCCCAUUUUGUACGGUACUUUGCUUUCUUCUCACCCACAGUACCCCACAAAAUUUGCAUGUUAAGCGCCCCCCCCCCCACAGACAGCCCUGUACCCCAUGAACCAUAACUCCCAGAUUGCCCGCUUUUCAUUUUAAACAAGCUAAGUUUCAAGACUGAGAUACGAGGCAAAAAAGUAAAAGAAAUAAUUAUUCUCAUUUUGUGCGGCAGAGAAGUUAGCUUGCUUUCCUCUUUUUGGUGUUUUAACUCCCAACUUCCCAAAAACAUUUCUUCAGAUGCCCUUGCCUCCAGCCUAACUUUGUGCAUGGCACCACCCCACCUUAGCCCAAGGGUCAGUGUGACUGCCCCCCCCCUGCUCUUUAUUUGUCUGAACUGCCCCUUUGAAGCUGAAAACAGCAACUGUCCAAUCUGGCCCUAAUGCUUUGUGUUUUCGUUGUUGUUUUUUCAAUAGGCAGAGCCUGUGACAGGAUUGAGACUGGCUGGCAGUGAGCGGCUGUCAUGAUCUCUGCAGCGCCUCUCUACAGCGGAGUGCACAACUGGACUGGCGCUGAGCGGAUUCGCAUGUGUGGCCUCAGCGAAGAGAGGAGAGCCCCACUUUCUGAUGAAGAAUCCAACACCAGCAACUCCCAGCAUCUGGGCUCCUCUGACUUCUGCACUGGCAGCAGCUUUUCCAAGGUGGAGCUCACGGCAGUCUCGAGUAGUGGCGGCAGUGCCCAAGGGUUUGAGGCAGAGGCCAUCGUGGAGGAGGAACUUGGACCUACGCUUAAGGAGCAGCCCUGCGAGCCAGACUGUGCUGAGAAGGCCUUGAAGGGUGGAGAUGCCGACCCAGGCAAAGUUAGCGAGGGCGGACUCACAAGGCCAGAGAGCAGUGGCAGCCCGGACUGUGCACGGCCAUGUGCUAAGGAGGGGGCAGAGGUCUCCCCUGCUUGCCCAAAGGCUCUGGAGAGCGAGCAUCCAGGGAAGGAGAAGAGUACCCCAGCUGCUGGCACAACCCUGACAGCUGCUGCCGCCACGGCUGCUGCCGCCACGGCAACCAACAGCUGCAGCACUUUGACCUCUCCCCCAGCCACCUUCACCUUGAAAAGCGUCUGUUUCUCCACUUCUCAGGCCCCUGCUAUGCAAAAAAUGGCCCUCUCCUUCCCACCCGGAGCAGUCCUCGCUCCCAGCCAGCCCCUGGUUUACCUCCCACCUCUUCCGAGCCCGCUUGGGGUCCCGUCUGCCCUUGCCCUGCCUGUCAUACCCUCCUUCCCACAAGACCCCUGCCUGCCUAGUCUUCUCGCCCCCUCUGAGCUGCGCUCUUACCCGUAUGCCUUCUCCGUGGCCAGGCCUUUGGCCGCAGAUCCCAAAGUGGCGCCUGUGGAGACAAGCCAGCUGAACUGCCCUGCCCUGUCAGGGGAGAGCAGCACCCCUGCCGUCACUGGACCCUCCUCUGCGGUCGAUGGCUCGGACCUCUCGCCUUGCACACCUGCCUCGGCAGCGGCAGGUGCCAGCACUGUCCCUCUGUCAGUCAGCACCAGCAUGCUUGCCAGGGCCCCGGCAGUCCCGGAACAGCUUCCCUCGGGCGUCCUGGCCUCCAUCUCCCCGCUGAAAUCCCCCCCACAGCUGGAGCGUGAGAUGGUCUCCCCAGAAUGCAGCGAGAUGCCCCUCGACCUUUCCGCCAAGUCAAACCGCCAGAAGCUGCCUCCUCCGAGCCAGCGCAAGACACCCCCGAUGCCUGUGUUGACCCCGGUGCACACCAGCGGCAAAGCACUGCUCACCACGGUCUUCUCCAAGCCUCCACGGGUGGCUCAGGCCAUUGGCGGCCCGGGCACUGCUUCGCCCUUUGUCAUCUUCCCAGAGUUCCUCCGCAAUGGGGAGCAGGGUUCCUGGAUGAAGAACUCGACCGCCCUCAUCAGCACCAUCCCAGGCACCUACGUUGGGGUGGCCAACCCAGUCCCAGCUUCCGUGCUGCUGGGCAAGGAUUCUGGCACCGGCCUUGGCAGGGAUUCUCGCCAUCUCGCCAAGCAGGAGCUCAUUUCCAUUGUUGACCAGGGAGAGCCUCGUAGUGGCGGGCUGCCUCCCGGGAAGAAGAGUGGUGGAAAGGGGCCACCCGACCCCGCAAGGCAGCUCCUUCGUGGCCGGGGUGUCCCAGGGGCCCAGUUGCACCCCUCAAAGGAGCUGGCCAUUUGGAGCCCCAGCCAGGGAAGCGUUUACCCUCGGUGCUCAGUCAACGGGAAGCCUGCCAGCCCCCAGCUGCUGCCUGUGGGGUGGUCGCCUUAUCAUCAGGGCCCUCUGCUUUCCAUCGGCAUCUCGGCAGCUGGGCAGCAGUUCCCGAAUCAAGUUGCCCCCUGCAAGCCAGCUGGUGCAGGCGAGCUGGCCACAUUCCCUGGUGUGCAGCCGCCGAUAGAGUCCUCCGCAGUGGUCCAGAAGGCCCCCGAAGCUCCCUCUCAGGGCAACGGUUGUAAGGCAGCCUUGCCGAACACAGCCAGCCCUUUGUGCAUCUCACCAGCUCUUCAGACCAGCCUCCCAGAUGCAAGGGGCUCCGAGGGUCUCAUCCCAAAAUAUGACUCUGACAGACUAGAGGGUGACUCGGCAGCAGAGGCCACCGCACAGCCCAAACCUCCCCCGGAGGGUUGUAGCCGCAAGCGCCCCAGGGAUGCCAAGCCUAAAAACCAGGUCUUGACUGCCUACCUAUCUCACAGCCUUUCCUUAGCUAGCCAGCCAAGCGUGCGGACGACCUCUGAGACGCCUCUCCCAGGGAGCAAGCGCAAGGACCGGAAGUGCAGCAACGCAUCUCGGGAUCCGGCGGUGGCAGAAGACCCUUUCCACACUGUGCACCAGGUUGAUCUCAGCCGCGUGAAGAAGGAACGGGUGGAGCCCGAGGUGCUGAUCACCUCCACCACUUGUCUGCAUGCUGGGGCUGCCUCAAGAAGCCCCCCGAAAGCCAAGAUCAAGGGGGUGGCCCACAUCAAAGUGGAGGAGGGUUUCCCCUGCAAGUCCAAGCGGCAGCAUGAUGGGCCAGACCGCCUGUCCCACAAGAAGCAGAAGUGCAGGAGCAGUGAGGAAUCUCAGCCCCCCUGCAAAUCGGACAGCCAGAACCUGCACAACCGCAAGUGGCGGAAGUAUCACAGCUCCCAUGAGGUCAUCAAGCAGGAGAGCCGGUCAGGCUCCACGAAGGAGCAUGGCAGCCCCCGUGCCAAGCACAAACGCCGGAAGGCAUCUCCAGGGCAUCAUGGGCACAGCUGCGAAGAAGCUUUUGUUGAGAAGAAAUCAAAGAACAGUUUCCGGGACUUCAUUCCUGUGGUGCUGAGCAGCCGGACACGCAGCCAGUCAGGAAGCAUGGGAGUCUCUUCUGUUAACAUGUUGGAGGAGUGUGGCCAGGAGAUUCUACCGCCGGUGGAAGAGGAAGAAGAGAAUGUCGAGGGAGAGGAUGAGCUUGCCCUGAGGCAUCGCAGGCUGAGAAAAUCCCACCGCCUCUCCCCCCACUCCGGCUGCAAAGACAGAGAGCUGUUGCAGUCAGAGAAGAGCAGUUUCCACUCGCGCAAGAGUCAGGGGAAGCCAUGGCAAGUAGAUGCCACUCAGCAGCUGUGGAGCCACAAGGAGGCAGAGGAGGAAAGUGGCCACAUCAAGAGGAAGAAAAGGAGGAGGCAGAAAAGCUGGAAGUACCAGACUGGAGAGUACUUGAUAGAGCGGGAGAAAGAGGAGCACACGAGCUGUUGCCACAAGCGGCGGAAAAUGAAAGCAGACUUCAGGUAUCGAAAGCACAAGGAUGCUGUGCCAAGCAAAGGCUCGGACCUGUGCUUGAGGAGCAGGCUUUCUCCAACCCUCCAAGGACGCCUGGACUUCCACAAUGGAUUCCUCUUGGAUCACCCCGAUUCGGCUCCCAUCCAGGAUGUGCUAGAUAAACCUUCCGGGAAACGCAAAUGCAAAACCAAACACCUCUCAGGCAUCUGUGAAGAGGGGAAGGCCAAGGCACGCCUGAGCCAGUCCAAGACACGCUCUCCAAAGAAAGCUCGGGAACCCUGCUUGUUGAGCAAGUCCCGGCAGCACAAAUCAGAAAGAGCUCCCGAGCCCCCCGCAGCCCCACCGGUGCCCCCUGAAGCUCGCCGACUGAUAGUGAACAAGAAUGCCGGGGAGACACUGCUUCAGAGAGCAGCCCGGCUUGGCUACAAGGAUGUGGUGAUGUACUGCCUGCAGAAGGAAAACAACGACAUCAACCACAGGGACAACGCAGGCUACACAGCCCUGCAUGAGGCCUGCGCUCGCGGCUGGGUCGACAUCUUGCAACUCUUGCUGGAGCAUGGUGCAAACGUGAACUGCAGUGCGCAGGAUGGCACCAGACCUGUCCAUGACGCUGCAGCAAAUGACAACUUGGAGAUCAUGUGGCUCCUGCUGUCUUACGGUGCUGACCCAACCCUGGCUACGUAUUCAGGGCAGACUGCCCUGAAGCUGGCCAGCAGCGAAAACAUGAAAAACUUCCUUAAUGAUUACCUCUUGGAUCUGCAGGGUCGAGCUGAAGGGGACCCCCAUACAGCCUGGGAUUUUUACAGCAGCUCUAUACUAGAGGGGAAAGAUAAAAUCAGCUGUGACCUUCUGCUCAACCCUCCCUGGAGCUCUGAUCAGGAGGAAGAUGAGCAGGACUCGGACCACCUCAUGUUUGAGUUCUCCGACACGCCACUGCUCCCCUGCUACAACCUGGAAGUGUCUGUCUCCCGGGGGCCCUGCAACUGGUUCCUCUUCUCGGACGUGCUGAAGCGGCUGAAGCUCUCAUCCCGCAUCUUCCAGGCCCGCUUCCCACACUUCGAGGUGACCACCCUGCCCAAGGUGGAGUUCCAGCGCCAGGUGUCGUUGAGCCAGGUGCUGGCCCCAGAAGAAAUCCAGGAGCACAUGGCGCCCCCCUUGGCUCCGGGCGCUGCAGAGACGGUGGAGCUUGUGCGCCACGAGCCGGAGCUGGCUCGGCUGCUGGGCUCGGAGGUGAUGUUGGAGGCCUGGAGCAGCUGACGGGGGGGGCUGGGCAUUCCCCUCUGUCAGCGUCGGACUGCACUGCGAGGCAAUAAUCUGGACCAAGGAGAGAAGGUGGCCUUCUCGCGGGCAGGGCUUCUGUCUGCCUGGUCCUCCCUGACGAACUGCAACGGGUGCUCACCGCCUGCCCUCCUACCUUCCCGCCAACCCUGGGGGUAGGAAGCUGCCGUCCCCUGUGUCCUGGACUCUGCACUCGUUUACCUGCUGCAGGGCCUUGGUGGUUUGGAAGCCUCUCCAUGGAACUGCAUCUCUUUCCCCACCCCCAAGCUCUUCCAGAGUAUUUAUUUAAAUUAGUAUUUAAUUUGUGGUGUUCUUUUUCUUUUUCUUUUUUGUUAUUGCUAAGUCUGUAUCACUGUGAUUCGGGGUGUGUGUGUGGAGAGACAGGGGACGACUUCCUGCAGCCACCAUCGCCUCUGGGAUUCCCCUGAAUGACUAAACUGGGGCUUCCUUUCUCCUGUCCUCCAUGAAAUAGCAAGAAGGAGGCUAUCAAUUCUUCUCUCCCCUCUGUUUUAGAAACACCCAGCUUCUGUUGGGUGCGUAGGAGCCAACCUUCAGCUUCCACAAUGAAAUAUUUGAGGGGCCGCGGGCCCCCAAAGUUGAGGAGUAUAACCAUUCAAAUGGGGUUCGGUCAUCACGUCUUGUGAUCAGCUAAACAGGGCAACACCUGCCCCCCCCCAGUACUUUAUUUGAAUUGGCACCCCUGGUUGGGUGCAUUUCCUUCCCUGCCCUUUUUUUAUCAUAUUAAUUUGUUUCUGCUGUCCAGACAGCCACUUUUCAAAACAGAAUUAUUAUACAGCCAAAGGCACCUGGUGGUCUCAGCUAUUUUAUUUGUCCCCCACUCCCUCUUUAUAAUUUCAUCCUUGCUCAAUCAGUUUGGCUGGCAAGGUAGCACAGUCUUCAACAGGGUGGGGGCAGCAGAGAGAGAAGAUCAUUUGGAGGGUAAGGGGGGGCAGGGUGUGUGUGUGUGCGGUACAGUUUUAUUGUACAGGUGCUAACAAGGACUGGACAAUCUUUUAUUAUUUUGGCUCUUCCCCUGCUCUGGGGAGGUUGUUUUGGGUGGUGACAUUUUUGUUCUUUUGUGUUGUGUUUUUCCCUUCCCACUUGGGGAGCUGCAUUUCCUUGCACAGCCCCAAAAUCAGUUUUCCAAGCAGGCUGCCUCUUCUGGCCCCCUUCCUUGGAAAAAGCAAACAGCGUUCCCUUCUCUCCGCCCCCCACCUCUCUCUUCCACCAAGGCUUUGGGCCUUUGGGGCGUGUGCUGCAGCUGCUGCUUUUUUCUUCUUCUGAUUUGUUUUAAGCAACGCUUUGGUGUCAAAAACACUUAUGUACAGAAAAACCUGCAUCAGGGC
Zootoca vivipara (common lizard) is the source of this 13252-nucleotide messenger RNA. RefSeq names its product BCL6 corepressor like 1 (gene BCORL1). The record is from RefSeq and is a predicted model, not a curated record. Gene Ontology annotation, cellular component: nucleus. Gene Ontology annotation, molecular function: transcription corepressor activity; protein binding. NCBI's taxonomy places the organism in Eukaryota, Metazoa, Chordata, Lepidosauria, Squamata, Lacertidae. Gene Ontology annotation, biological process: negative regulation of transcription by RNA polymerase II.